Messenger RNA from Xenopus laevis (African clawed frog), 1413 nucleotides. RefSeq names its product MGC83062 protein (gene gid8.S). NCBI's taxonomy places the organism in Eukaryota, Metazoa, Chordata, Amphibia, Anura, Pipidae. The record is from RefSeq and is marked predicted.
CUCGGUUCGCCGGUGACGCAGCCGCCGGAAGCUGCAACAAUGAGUUACACAGAGAAGCCCGAGGAGAUCACAAAAGAAGAAUGGAUGGAGAAACUGAACAACUUGCACAUCCAAAGAGCUGACAUGAAUCGCCUAAUUAUGAACUACCUUGUUACAGAGGGAUUUAAGGAGGCAGCAGAGAAGUUUCGGAUGGAAUCUGGAAUCGAACCUAGUGUCGAUCUGGAGAGCCUGGAUGAAAGAAUAAAGAUCCGAGAGAUGAUUCUGAAGGGCCAGAUCCAGGAAGCUAUUGCUCUGAUCAAUUCCCUUCACCCUGAGCUGUUGGAUACCAAUCGCUACUUGUAUUUUCACUUGCAGCAACAACACCUUAUUGAGCUGAUCCGACAAAGGGAGACAGAGGCAGCUCUGGAGUUUGCACAGACCCAACUGGCAGAGCAGGGAGAAGAAAGCCGUGAGUGCCUGACUGAGAUGGAGCGGACGCUGGCACUGUUGGCAUUUGACAACCCAGAGGACUCUCCCUUUGGCGACUUGCUUAAUAUGAUGCAGAGACAAAAGGUGUGGAGUGAAGUUAACCAGUCCAUCCUGGAUUAUGAGAACCGCGAGUCCACCCCUAAACUGGCGAAAUUACUCAAAUUGCUCCUCUGGGCUCAGAACGAACUGGACCAGAAGAAAGUGAAAUACCCCAAGAUGGCCGACCUCAGCAAAGGAACAGUGGAAGAGCCCAAGUAACUCCCAGUUCACAUAACAGGAACUCCUGGAUAUAUUUGCCUGUGCGCAUCCUCUGUAUUCUCAGUGACUGCAACAUUUGUACUUCGUGUGCAGCUCCAGGGAGAAACAUUCUUACUCCUUGUACUUUUCUCUCACAUCCCUUCCUGGUACAGGAGGAAAGAGGCAGAGAGUAAGGUUCACUCAGUAUUCACUACUACGCUGGCUACUCCCACCUCACUGUGCCAUGGGGCAAUUGUUUAGGCUGCACUUCCUGCUGGUCUAAAAGGGAAUUUGUGAGCAGUCUAACUAUGCACCAGACUUCUUUGCAGGUUGUUACUAAAUUGGUUUGUAGGGGACAUCUCCAAUUAUGAAUUGGGUCUCUCUGCUGAACCUUUUUAUAUCAGUUGUUUGCUUUCUAAAAUACUCUGUCCCAUGUCUUAUCACUUGCCCCACAGUUCUGUGCAUUGCACAUCUUGGCUGGGCACUGCAAGAGUAAUUCAGUUUAUUAGACCCAAAGCGUUAAUUAGACUAAUAUCUGUUUAUGAAGAUGAACUUUGGCAGGUUGGAGAAAUCAGUUGUUUAAACAGAACAGUAUCCAAAGGUAAAUGUUGUGCUUGGUAUAUAAGCUGUGUGCUCUGCUUAUUUAUUGCAAGGGAUUUCUGUCUGUCUUGGAAGUACGUUGUAUUUUAAUUAAAGAGGCAGAGUUAA